Molecule: messenger RNA, 6239 nt
Organism: Symphalangus syndactylus (siamang)
Lineage: Eukaryota; Metazoa; Chordata; Mammalia; Primates; Hylobatidae
Gene: TMX4
Product: thioredoxin related transmembrane protein 4
Cellular component (GO): endomembrane system
Molecular function (GO): disulfide oxidoreductase activity
Source: RefSeq, a predicted model, not a curated record
GAGGCGGGAGGGGGCGUGGCCUCGACGGGCAGGCGACGAUAAGAGGUGGCGUCCGCCGCGGCUUUGCGAGCACCGCCCGUGUGCGCCGCCGGGCGUUGGCGGUGUGGCCCCUGCGUCUCCCGCUUCCUUGAAACACCCGGGCGGGCGAGCGAGGCUGCGGGGCCCGGCCGCUGCCUUUCCCCACACUCCCGGCCGAGGAGCCUCGCUCGGCGCCCAACAUGGCGGGUGGGCGCUGCGGCCCGCAGCUAACGGCGCUCCUGGCCGCCUGGGUGGCGGCUGUGGCGGCGACGGCAGGCCCCGAGCAGGCCGCGCUGCCGGCGGAGCAGAGCCGGGUCCAGCCCAUGACCGCCUCCAACUGGACGCUGGUGAUGGAGGGCGAGUGGAUGCUGAAAUUUUACGCCCCAUGGUGUCCAUCCUGCCAGCAGACUGAUUCAGAAUGGGAGGCUUUUGCAAAGAAUGGUGAAAUACUUCAGAUCAGUGUGGGGAAGGUAGAUGUCAUUCAAGAACCAGGUUUGAGUGGCCGCUUCUUUGUCACCACUCUCCCAGCAUUUUUUCAUGCAAAGGAUGGGAUAUUCCGCCGUUAUCGUGGCCCAGGAAUCUUCGAAGACCUGCAGAAUUAUAUCUUAGAGAAGAAAUGGCAAUCAGUUGAGCCUCUGACUGGCUGGAAAUCCCCGGCAUCUCUAACGAUGUCUGGAAUGGCUGGUCUUUUUAGCAUCUCUGGCAAAAUAUGGCAUCUUCACAACUAUUUCACAGUGACCCUUGGAAUUCCUGCUUGGUGUUCUUACGUCUUUUUCGUCAUAGCCACCUUGGUUUUUGGCCUUUUUAUGGGUCUGGUCUUGGUGGUAAUAUCAGAAUGUUUCUAUGUGCCACUUCCAAGGCAUUUAUCUGAACGUUCUGAGCAGAAUCGGAGGUCAGAGGAGGCUCAUAGGGCUGAACAGUUGCAGGAUGCAGAGGAAGAAAAAGAUGAUUCAAAUGAAGAAGAAAACAAAGACAGCCUUGUAGAUGAGGAAGAAGAAAAAGAAGAUCUUGGCGAUGAGGAUGAAGCAGAGGAAGAAGAGGAGGAGGACAACCUGGCUGCUGGUGUGGAUGAGGAGAGAAGUGAGGCCAAUGACCAGGGGCCCCCAGGAGAGGACAUUGCGACCCGUGAGGAAGUAGAGCCUGAAGAGGCUGAAGAAGGCAUCUCUGAGCAACCCUGCCCAGCUGACACAGAGGUGGUGGAAGACUCCUUGAGGCAGCGUAAAAGUCAGCAUGCUGACAAGGGACUGUAGAUUUAAUGACGCGUUUUCAAGAAUAUGCACCAAAACAGUAUGUCAGCUUCCCUCUGGCCUGCAGUUUGUACCAAAUCCUUAAUUUUUCCUGAAUGAGCAAGCUUCUCUCUUAAAAGAUGCUGUCUAGUCAUUUGGUCUCAUGGCAGUAAGCCUCAUGUAUACUAAGGAGAGUGUUUCAGGUGUGACAAUCAGGAUAUAGAAAAACAAAUGUAGUGUUGGGAUCUUUGGAGACUGGGAUGGGAAACAAGUUCAUUUACUUAGGGGUCAGAGAGUCUUGACCAGAGGAGUCCACUUCCAGUCCUAAUCAGCACCUUCCAGAGACAAGGCUGCAGGCCCUGUGAAAUGAAAGCCAAGCAGGAGCCUUGGCUCCUGAGCGUCCUCAAAGUGUAACGUAGAAGCCUUGCUUCCUUUUCUUGUGUAAAGUAUUUAUUUUCGUCAAAUUGCAAGAAACAUCAGGCACCACAGUGCAUGAAAAAUCUUUUACAGCUUGAAAUUGAAAGGGCCUUGGGUAUAGAGAGCAGCUCAGAAGUCAUCCCAGCCCUCUGAAUCUCCUGUGUUAUGUUUUAUUUCUUACCUUUAAUUUUUCCAACUUUUCCACCACGGGCAUUCAGGCUCUCCACUCUUCACUAUUAUCUCUUGGUCAGAGGACUCCAAUAGCAGCCAGGUUUACAUGAACUGUGUUUGUUUAUUCUGACCUAAGGGGUUUAGAUAAUCAGUAACCAAAAACCCUGAAGCCAUGACUGCCAAACAUCUCAAAUGAAAUGUUGCAGCCAUCAGAGACUCAAAAGGAAGUAAGGAUUUUACAAGACAGAUAAAAAAAAAAUUGUUUUGUCCAAAAUAUAGUUGUUGUUGUUGAUUUUUUUUUAAGUUUUCUUAGCAAUAUUUUUCAAGCCAGAAGUCCUCUAAGUCUUGCCAGUACAAGGUAAUCUUGUGAAGGAAAGGUGAAUACUGUUUUGUUUUGUUUUCAUCUCAAGGGGUUCCCUGGGUCUUGAACUACUUUAAUAAUAACUAAAAAACCACUUCUGAUUUUCCUUCAGUGAUGUGCUUUUGGUGAAAGAAUUAAUGAACUCCAGUACCUGAAAGUGAAAGAUUUGAUUUUGUUUCCAUCUUCUGUAAUCUUCCAAAGAAUUAUAUCUUUGUAAAUCUCUCAAUACUCAAUCUAUUGUGAGUACCCAGGGAGGCUAAUUUCUUUUAAAAAAAGAAAAAAUCUAUCCAUCUACUUCUCUCUUACCUGAUUUAUGUGUUAGAAUAAAUCCAUGAAAUUAGAUUCCAAGCAUACGAAAGAUGCCUAAAAGUUAGAAUAAAUUCAUGAAAUUAGAUUCCAAGCAUACGAAAGAUGCCUAAAGUUGAUUCUAUGCCCCUUGGAUCCAGACAGAAUAAUGAGUAGAGGUUUAUGAAAUUCUAAAAGUUUCUGUCAUCUUUAAAAAAGCACAUGUGGUAUAUUUUUAUCUGGCUGUUUAGAUAACCUUUUCCUUUUAUUAAUUGUGAGCAGGGAGCUCACUGGUGGGGGAGGUUCUGAAACUCUCUGCCCUCCUGUGGUUGAAUGAGGAUAUGUUGCAAGACUUGCACAAAGGAGGUUAUUCUUCUGACAGCAUCAACUUUUAGAGAUGGUUCUUUUUCAUCUUUCCAAUUCAGUUACUUGACAGUCUCCUUCCCCAGUAUGCUAAAGUUUGUUAAGAGUCACCAGUAAUUGUGCUUCUCAGACAGUAGUGCAGCUUCAAGAUCGAGGCCAUCACUGGGCUGAUGGACUGGGAGAACCUUGCCAUGUACCUGCCUAUUUUCUGCCCCCUUAGUCACUGCCCAUUUCCUGCCCCCUUGGUCGCUGACACACCUUCACCCAAAGUGCCAUGGUUCUGAUGGUGGCAGUUCCAUCUCCCUGACAUCAGGAAGCUUUUCUGGAUCAGAGCAGAGCGGAGCCUGCCUGCCCUCGUGUCACUGGAUUUCUUUCUCUUAUAAUCAGCUGAAACAGAGUUUUCAAAGAAUAGUAAACUCAGGUUCAGAGGUAUUAUGGAAUAAGAAUGGUUUUAUAGUUUGGCUUUUCUAUAUGAUGCCUCCCCUUCAAACUGAAAUAUUCAUUUUUUUAGUGGAGUAUUUGACUAGAGGGGAGGAAAGGCAGAAAUACAGUCUACACUGGCUUUUACAAAUGUAAAGCCAAUUUCCAACUGGACCCCAAAUAGUACAGGUUGAACAUUCCUGUUCCAACAGUCCAAAACCCCAAAUGCUCCAAAAUCUUAAACUGAGUUCCAACAUUCUUCAGAAGAGGAAAAUUUUACACCUGACCUCAUUUGACAGGUGGCAGUUACAAUGCAAUCAAAACUUUGUUCCAUGCACAAGAUUAUUAAAAAUAUUGGAUAAAAUUACCUUCAAGCUAUGUUGCAUAAGGUGUAUAUAAAACAAAUGAAUUUUGUGUUUAGAUUUGGGUCUACUCCCAAGAUACCUCAUUAUAUAUACAAAAAUCCCCAAAUCCAAAAACAUUUGUAACCCUUCUGGUCUCACACAUUUUGGAUAAGGGAUAUUUGACCUAUAUCUAAUUAUAUAAUAAGAAAAAUGUAUUCUCUUUUUUUUUUUGAGAUGGAGUUUCACUCUUGUCGCCCAAGCUGCAAUGGCACAAUCUUGGCUUACUGCAACCUCCGCCUCCCUAGUUCAAGGGAUUCUCCUGCUUCAGCCUCCCAGGUAGCUGGGAUUACAGGCAUGUACCACCAUGCCUGGCUAAUUUUGUAUUUUUAGUAGAGACGGGGUUUCACCAUGUUGGUCAGACGGGCCUUGAACUCCUGACCUCAGGUGAUCCGCCCGCCUUGGCCUCCCAAAGUGCUAGGAUUACAGGCGUGAGCCACCACACCUGGCAGAAAAUGUACUUUCUUUCUCAGCAAUACUUUAAAAAAAUUGAAGGGUGAGGAAAAAACAUCUUGGAGAAGAGGACCCAUUAAAACUUUAAAUAUCUGUGGGAACCAUUUUUCCUGAUUUUCCCUUUUUUAACAUCAUGGCAAAGAUGGUUUUUUUUCCAAAUGACCUGAUAAGUACAUAACUAAUUUAAUUUCUUUCCACUUGAAGAUUUUAGGUUUGUUUUCAAUACUUAAUUAAUAUAAAACUAAAGGAGAAAAGUCAACCUAAAAUCAUUUAAACUUAAAAUUACAUGAACAUUUCAAUAAGAGUUUGUGGAUUUUUUCUGUAGAUAAUAUAUUUGAUCCAGAACUCAAGUGCAUGGAAACAUGAUUUUGAUUUUUUAAAUCUAAAAAAAAAAAAUUAAAAUCAUGUUUCCCUCUAUUGCAAUAUCAGUUAUGUAGUCACAGAAUGGUAUUUUAUGUAAAUACAAAUUAGGUGAAUGCAAUGCAGGUAACUGGUUUUGGAAUGGGAAUGUGCAGUGCUUUAUGUCUGGGGAGUUGGAGCAGGGUACCUUUUCAUCAAUUAGAAGGAAAGUUUGAAACUUCUGAUUACCUUUAUGUUGGUUUCUCUUAUUAUUUAUCUCUUGCUAGAUCUGCUAAACCAACCCAGCUUGCUCAGAGAUCUCAUAUUGAAGCAACAUACAGGCAAUCCACAUCUUUCUUUCCCUUUGAAGUACAGUCAUCGGAUGGGAUGAGGGACAGGGCCUGUUGGGUUCACAGGGCCUUGCACUGCAUGGGCACAUACUUAAAAGCUCUUCUUGUGCAUGGAAUCCCUGUCUGUUAGCCACAGGCCUCUUUAACGCUAUACAUUCAAAAUAACUACUGUAGUAGAAAAUAGAUAAGCUUCAGCUGAGUUAGCUUUUGAUUGUGGAAAAAAACAAAAUUUGACUUUUUAUGGCCAAAAUUCCUUGUUGACAGCUGUGAUAUUCUGAUACGAUUUGGGAAUAUGUCAGUCUACAGAACCUGUAUCCUGUAAAAACUCCUUUGGGGUAGAUGAUAAAAGUCAUUUUUAAGGCAAGUACUUACCAUGUAACUUUUUAUUACCAAAUGCAUCAGUAGUGGAGCUGGUAUGUUGUUUUAUAGGAUGGAAACAUUAAAAGUCCAGAGAAAAAUAAAUUUUAAAAAAAGAUGGAAAAGAUAGGGUAAACCUGAGAUUUCAGCAUAAAAUCUUGAGUAUGAAGUGAGAGAAAGAAGAGGGAGGCUGGUUCUCUUGCUCAUAUCAAUAGGCUAUCUGUUUCCUUCAUCUUGGUGUUGCAGUGUUAUUUGUCAGUAUUAUAAAUAUGUGGUUGACCCAUCCUGUCAAAUGUACCAACAUUUUCGAAAGAAUUGAUUCAAAUCUCUUAUGCCAACAGAAAAGUUCCUUCUUGUGUAAUAUCUCUUUACCUCAGUCCUACAUUUUGAUUCUCUGGAGGAGAUUUUAGCUUGUCUUAAAAAGCCAAAUUUGGAGUCAUCAAGCCUGCGCUGAACCUGAUGGGGCAGCUUUUUGAACAGCUUUCUGGAAGCAAGAACUUCAGUGGAAAAGCCCUUUGAUUGCUUCAGCCCGGGACAUGGCCUUCAGAUGGCGUAUUCUCAGUAAAGCUUUAUGUAGACUGUGACACUGUGUAUGUGUGACUCAUACAACUUUGACGUGUUUCUGAGGUAGUUUAAUCGUAUUUGUUAUUAGCUUCUUUGUGGAAAUGCAAUUUUUAUACUAAAAGCAUUGCUUAUUUGCAAUGUAGUCUGUUAUAAAUUUGUUGUUUAUAUCAUUUGUAUUAGUCUUAGCCUAAUGAACCUAAUUAUUUUUCUUUCUGUAUUCUUUGCUUCCUCACAUAGCAUCUGCAGCAAUUGGAAUGAGAAAUCCAGAUAUGUGUUUCAAGUAGUACAUUGCCUGAAUCACAAAUCACUUGAUCACAGUAUUGUAUAUAAUCCCUGAUCCUAUUUGUCUCAUUUUAUUGUAAAUUCCCAUUUGCAUCAAAACCUAAUGAUAGUGAUUGGUAAGUAAAAACAAAUGAUGUAUUGCUUUUCAUACAAGUGUUUUCACAAAAGCCAUUUGCUUAGGCAGCAAAAAAUAUUAAUUUGUUAAAAAAAAUUUUCCUUCGUGUCCAUCCUC